GAGUGACGCGGCCAUAUUUGCCGGUGCUGCUCCGCUGUAAACAAAAAGUGUCUGAGACGGACGCUCCGCUGAUUUUAGGGACAAUUUUAUUUCUCUCAUUUAUUAUCUCUUCAGGUAUGUCUUACAAACCCAAUCUCCAUCAACACCUUCCGGGAACUUCUGGGAACCAAGGAAACAUUCCCUCUCCGUCUUCAAUGGCAACAAUACAGUCAUACAAGCCAUUUCUAAAUGACUUUGGGCCGCCUUCGUUGGGAUUCCCACAGGGUCCAAAUGGGAGCCAAGUACCUCAGAGUAAAUAUGCUGAACUCCUCGCCAUCAUUGAAGAACUUGGGAAAGAAAUAAGGCCAACAUAUGCAGGGAGUAAAAGCGCCAUGGAGCGACUUAAAAGAGGAAUCAUUCAUGCCAGAGGGCUUGUUCGUGAGUGUCUGGCGGAGACAGAGAGAAACGCCAGAUCCUAGCGAUCUCUCCAUACGGCUGAAAGAACUGUGUCACACGGGAGUCAUGCAUGCCUCUACUGUGAAGGGAUAAAACAAUCAAAAAACGGAGCAUUUAUGUUACGAGUUGCGCUUUUCAUCUGCGGUUUGGAGGGAAUAAGGCACCAUUCAGAGAAUAUAUCUUCUGAUUUAUAAAUGCAAGAGAUCCAGAACUGUUGCCAUUUGAGGUCUUUUUAAAAUAUACAUUUCAUUUUCUUUGACCACAUAGUAUCUUUAAGAGCGAAUAAGCAAAAAUGCAUGCAAUCGGAUGAAAGGUCCCACAUUAGAAUCUGCAUGGCUUUUACAGGUUAGACUAGGUUUGUGCUUUUAGAAAUAGGUCUCAGGAUAAGGUUGAGUAUUUUUUCUUUGGACGCACUAAUGAAUAGGUGAGUUUUCUUUUAAUCGGGGUGAUGCUGAAAAGUAUUGUAGUGAUGCCAUUACUUUAGUCUUUAUUUGUAUUUAUUACCUUGUGUAAUACAAUGUAUUUUCAUGUAAAGACAAAAAAGGUCACUCUUUGGAAUUUUGUAUAUCUGUCAAUAAAUAUGACAUUCAUUGUAUAUGAAA
Messenger RNA from Carassius carassius (crucian carp), 1037 nucleotides. RefSeq names its product cyclin-dependent kinase 2-associated protein 1-like. Bases 117 to 458 code for a protein of 113 amino acids. The record is from RefSeq and is a predicted model, not a curated record. Lineage: Eukaryota; Metazoa; Chordata; Actinopteri; Cypriniformes; Cyprinidae. Gene Ontology annotation, cellular component: nucleus; cytoplasm. The transcript is spliced from 4 exons.